Molecule: messenger RNA, 801 nt
Organism: Lachnellula hyalina
Lineage: Eukaryota; Fungi; Ascomycota; Leotiomycetes; Helotiales; Lachnaceae
Product: Deoxyribose-phosphate aldolase
Exons: 1
Coding region: 1-801 (266 amino acids)
Biological process (GO): carbohydrate catabolic process; deoxyribonucleotide catabolic process
Cellular component (GO): cytoplasm
Molecular function (GO): deoxyribose-phosphate aldolase activity
Source: RefSeq, a predicted model, not a curated record
AUGGCGUCCUCGAUCACAUUCCCCUCCACUAUAUCUGUUUCGCUCUCCGACCUGGCCAAAAUGAUCGACCAUUCGCUCCUGCACCCAACAAUGACGGACAGCGAAAUUGCAGCCGGCCUCGCAAUCGCUGCAAAAUACAAAGUUGCCACCGCCUGCGUAAAGCCUUACUCUAUCCCACAAGCACUUGCUGCACUCAAAGGAACUGGGGUUGCUGUAUGUCCUGUCAUCGGAUUCCCUGCUGGCAACAGCACGACGGAAGUCAAAGUUUUCGAAGCAACAAAGGCUGCCCAGGCAGGUGGAAAGGAAAUCGACAUGGUGAUCAACAUCGGCAAAGCGUUAGGUGGGGAUUGGUCGUACGUGGAAUUGGAAAUCAAGGCUAUUAACGAAGCGGUCAUCGCGGAGGGGGCGAUUCUGAAAGUCAUUUUUGAGAAUGACUACCUAAAGGAAAUAGACAUUGUGAAGCUCUGCGAGAUCUGUAAUGAAGCUGGAGUCGCCUUUGUAAAGACGAGUACAGGGUAUGGAUUCGUGAAGCAACAGGAUGGAUCAUAUAAUUACAAAGGGGCCACUUUACCACAUCUGAAGCUGAUGAGAGAAAAUGCAAAGGAGGGAGUGCAGAUUAAGGCUGCUGGUGGGGUGCGGACGCUGGACGACUUGCUGAGGGUUAGGGCUUUAGGCGUUACGAGGGUAGGGGCCACGGCGACAGAAGCUAUUCUUGAGGAGGCGAAGAAAAGGGGAAUUGGGGAGGACAAGGUACAGGUAAAGGUUUUGCCGCCAAGUGAAGCGGCUCGAGGAGGAUAUUGA